Messenger RNA from Dendronephthya gigantea, 546 nucleotides. RefSeq lists its product as uncharacterized. Lineage: Eukaryota; Metazoa; Cnidaria; Anthozoa; Malacalcyonacea; Nephtheidae. The transcript has a single exon. The record is from RefSeq and is a predicted model, not a curated record. Bases 1 to 546 code for a protein of 181 amino acids.
AUGAGACAAAGAAAUGAUAAAGCAUUUAUUGAACUUCUUAACAGAAUAAGAACUGCUAACCAGACAGAUGAUAUAAAGGUAAUCCAAUCAAGAUCAGUAUCCCCAGAUGACCCUAAUUACCCAUCACAUGCACUCCAUAUUUGGGCAGAGAACUCAUCAGUUGACAAACACAAUAAUGAGAAAUUAGAACAACUUGCUGGACCAUUGUUUGUUCUAAAAGCUAAAGAUCAAUUCCCACCAAAUGUGAAGAAACAAGAUAUUGAUAAAGUUCUUGCAAGGAAACGUUCUGAAACAGGUGGACUUGAUUUAGUAAUUCAUGAUCACAUCAAGGAAGGUGCCAGAGUAAUGUUGACAAGCAAUAUUAGCAUUGCAGACAAACUUAUCAAUGGACAAAUGGGAACUGUGUUUAAAGUUGAUGUCAAUCCAACUAACCAGAAACCAACCAUUGUUUACAUUAAAUUUGAUGAUCCAAAUGCUGGUAAAAAUCUUCUUAAGACUACUAGCAACCUGUUGGCAAGAGAACAUCAAGUUGUCCCAAUUAAUUGA